GUUAAAAUAAUACAGCAUGAAGUGGGACUUCCAUGACAUUCAAGUGAUGUCAUGGAAGCCUUUGUGUUUAUAAAAGAAGUGAGAGAGGAAGUCAGGUUCAGACCUCACGCCUUGCACUAUGCAGAACACACAGAGCUUAUGCAUUCGCGUUUUCUUGUUGAUCACAGGUUUAACACAGUGCUUGGCACUGAAGCAGAUUUCAGUAAUACAAGGAGACACACUGACUCUGACAUGCCCGCUCACAAACACUAAUAUGAGUGAUGCGGUGGAAUGGAGAAACCCAGAAGGUUUUCUCUUGUUCUUUAACAGAGACAAAGCCUUGAGAGACCAGAGGAUCAAAUUGGUCACUUUAACCAACUCAAAAUUUUCAAUACGUGUGACCGAUGUCACAUUCAAAGAUGGAGGUGUUUACAAAUGUCUACAUUAUAGAAAUCCAACCUCAACGAAAAGAUAUAAAGUAAUUGUUAUAGGUGCUCCAAAACUGGAAAAGGACGAGCAAGAGGAUAAAACAAUUGUUAAAUGCUCUGCUUCAGCAAAUCAGCAUCCACCUAGACUCUCAUGGCUAAUGGACAGUGGCCUAGAGGUUGAGGCUCACCCAUACUAUGAGUCGGAGCAUGUAUCCAAGAAAUACACAGCUGUUAGCCAGCUGACUGUAAAAGUUCCAAAGAAGGGAGUUACAAUGAGGUGCUUGGUCCGUCAUUCAGCUCUCCAAGGUUCCAAACUGGAAAGGUUUAUCCACUUAGGAAACCAGAGUCAAGACACAACAACCUCAUCAACAUAUUCCAGUACCAUACUUAGAUCAACUGACACAACGGUCAUUCCAACACUUUUUAGCAAUAUAAGCUUCACCAAUAGUCAUUCAGAGUCAGAAACCACAAAUGACAGUAGUACAACAGUAAAUGAAACCACAGAUGGCACUUCAGCAAAUGGCAGCACAAACAUAUUAAGCAACACUACCGAAAAUGAGACAACUGAAUCAGUAUACGAAACAACAGAGGGCACACCAUCAAAUACCAGCAUCAAGUCAUCAAGCAAUACUACUGGGAAUGACAACAGCCAUGUAGAAAAAAUUCAUAAAAAGAGAAAUUUGACGCUGGUGCUGCUGGUCACAUGCCUCCUCGGCUGCCUGUUCGUGGUGCUUGCCUUCUUCCUGAUUCGCCUCAGGAAAGCACACAUUGCCUGGAAAAAAGAGAAUGAAGAGUCUGAUCAGUCAGUGGAGAGCAGCAGAUCAAAGUCGAGCAGUGAGGAGAAGCUAAAACAGCAACAGAAAGGAAGAGGUUUUUGGAACACCAGUUUCACAAAGUACAAAGCAGAGGAAACAUUAGAGAAAGAGGCUCAGGCCGGACCUGCUUCUGUACAAGUCAUUAAUGAAAACCCACAGCACUUUAUCACCAGAUCUGGUGUCAAAGAGACCGAACUGUGAACAAUAAAAGACUCUAACCAAUCUUGGUUUAGUAGAGUACUGGUGCUAGAAUACUGGUUGAAUAUUUGAAUGUUUAGCUAAGUCCAAAGUGUCCAAAGUGUAUAAAUGGGUGUGUGAAUAUGUAUGUGAUUGUGUGCCAUGAGAUGGAUUGGCACCCUGUCCAGGGUGUACUCCGCCUUGUGCCUGAUGCUCCCAGGGAUAGGCUCCAGGUUUCCCCGUGACCCUGAAAAGGGUAAUGCGGUAUAGAAGAUGGAUGGA
Ictalurus furcatus (blue catfish) is the source of this 1681-nucleotide messenger RNA. RefSeq names its product cytotoxic and regulatory T-cell molecule. NCBI's taxonomy places the organism in Eukaryota, Metazoa, Chordata, Actinopteri, Siluriformes, Ictaluridae. Gene Ontology annotation, biological process: detection of tumor cell; cell recognition; positive regulation of natural killer cell mediated cytotoxicity directed against tumor cell target. Gene Ontology annotation, molecular function: signaling receptor binding. Bases 119 to 1423 code for a protein of 434 amino acids. The transcript has 12 exons. Gene Ontology annotation, cellular component: plasma membrane. The record is from RefSeq and is a predicted model, not a curated record.